This is a messenger RNA of Guillardia theta CCMP2712, 683 nucleotides long. RefSeq lists its product as hypothetical. The record is from RefSeq and is a predicted model, not a curated record. Bases 16 to 549 code for a protein of 177 amino acids. NCBI's taxonomy places the organism in Eukaryota, Cryptophyceae, Pyrenomonadales, Geminigeraceae. The transcript is spliced from 2 exons.
CAGGAGGCCAGAAAUAUGGCGGAUUCGAAGAAGAUGAAGGCGGCGGUAAAGGAGGGUGGCAAGAAGGGUGUUGAAUUGGCUGGAUGCGCCGACAUGGGUGGAUUGGAGUUCUUCACCACCCAGAUCGAGUCUGCUGAGGGAGACUUGGAAUUGCUCGUUGCUGCUAUGGAUGGAGCCAACAAGGAGCCCGAUCCCAAUGAGGAGGAGGCCAAGGGAGGUUCCGGAAUGGUCGGCAAGAUGUUCCUUUCCUCUGGCGACAAGCAGCUUGCCCUGCUUGCCUACGUCCCUGAGAGCAAGACCGACAAGUGCAACGCAUCAGAGUGGAUGAAGGCUGUGCUUGCCUCCUGUAACGGAGAGUUUGUGGAGGGAGAUGCCAAGCUUGCCAAGGGCAAGAUCGCUGGUGAUGGCGAGACGCGCUUCCCCCUCAAGGACAAGGACACCUGCCAGGCGGCGUCCGUGAGCUGGCUCAAGGAGAAGGGUCUCUUCCCCCAGGCUGACGGUGAUGACGAUGACUGGGUUCCUGAUGAUGAUGCUGGCAUCGAGUGGUAAGCCACUGAAGAAAGCUCCCUGUAUGACGAGAAUGCCACUCGUCUGGUUAUGUGAAGAGACUUUCUACGAAAGAUAUCUUUCUCUGUCCAAACAUAAGAAGAGAUAUUUGCCAUAAACACAUCUAUAUUUUCCUA